Messenger RNA from Mustela erminea (ermine), 2110 nucleotides. RefSeq names its product TATA-box binding protein associated factor 6 like (gene TAF6L). The coding region runs from base 181 to 2061 and encodes 626 amino acids. Lineage: Eukaryota; Metazoa; Chordata; Mammalia; Carnivora; Mustelidae. Gene Ontology annotation, molecular function: protein heterodimerization activity; transcription coactivator activity; RNA polymerase II general transcription initiation factor activity. Gene Ontology annotation, biological process: transcription initiation at RNA polymerase II promoter; RNA polymerase II preinitiation complex assembly. Gene Ontology annotation, cellular component: transcription factor TFIID complex; SAGA complex; SLIK (SAGA-like) complex. The transcript has 12 exons. The record is from RefSeq and is a predicted model, not a curated record.
CUGUGCUCUUGGAGGGUGGGGCCUGCGCUCAGAGAGAGGGAAUUAGGGUGAGCAGGGUGAGUGGGCGCAGCCGCCGCCGCCACCGCAGCCGUCUGGGUAGACACCUUCGCUGCGCCCGGAGCCCUCAGCAAGUGUUCAUUGAGGGCGUAUUAUGUGCUGACAGUGUGCCCGUCGCUGGGGAUGCAAAGCUCCAGCGGAGCCAUGUCCGAGCGGGAAGAGCGGCGGUUUGUGGAGAUCCCUCGGGAGUCGGUCCGGCUCAUGGCAGAGAGCACGGGCCUGGAGCUGAGCGACGAGGUGGCGGCCCUGCUCGCGGAGGACGUGUGCUACCGGCUCAGAGAGGCCACACAGAAUAGCUCACAGUUCAUGAAACACACCAAACGGCGGAAGCUGACCGUCGAGGAUUUCAACAGGGCUCUCCGAUGGAGCAGCGUGGAGGCCGUGUGUGGUUAUGGGUCCCAGGAGGCGCUGCCCCUGCGCCCUGCCAGAGAGGGUGAGCUGUACUUCCCUGAGGACCGAGAGGUGAACCUGGUGGAGCUGGCCUUGGCCACCAACAUCCCUAAAGGCUGUGCCGAGACAGCUGUGAGAGUUCAUGUCUCCUACCUAGACGGCAAAGGGAACCUGGCCCCACAAGGAUCAGUACCCAGCGCGGUGUCUUCGCUGACUGAUGACCUGCUCAAGUACUACCAACAAGUGACCCGGGCUGUGCUGGGGGACGAUCCGCAGCUGAUGAAGAUUGCUCUCCAGGACCUGCAGACUAACUCCAAGAUAGCGGCCCUCCUGCCUUACUUUGUCUAUGUGGUCAGUGGGGUGAAAUCUGUCAGCCACGACCUGGAGCAGCUGCACCGGCUCCUCCAAGUGGCCCGGAGCCUGGUUCGGAACCCACACUUGUGCUUGGGGCCAUACGUUCGCUCCCUGGUAGGCAGCGUCCUCUACUGCGUCCUGGAGCCGCUGGCUGCCUCCAUCAACCCUCUGAAUGACCACUGGACUCUUCGGGAUGGCGCCGCCCUCCUGCUCAGCCACAUCUUCUGGACCCACGGGGACCUGGUGAGCGGCCUUUAUCAGCAGAUCCUGCUCUCCCUGCAGAAGGUCUUGGCAGACCCGGUGCGGCCUCUCUGCUCUCAUUACGGGGCUGUGGUGGGGCUGCAUGCCCUUGGCUGGAAGGCGGUGGAACGAGUCCUGUACCCACACCUGUCCACUUACUGGACAAAUCUGCAGGCUGUGCUAGAUGAUUAUUCCGUCUCUAACGCCCAGGUUAAAGCAGAUGGGCACAAGGUUUACGGAGCCAUUCUGGUGGCUGUGGAGCGACUGCUGAAGAUGAAGGCCCAGGCAGCAGAGCCCAACAAGAGCGGCCCAAGCGGCAGGGGGUGCCGGGGCUCGGAUGAUCUCCCCUGGGACAGCCUCCUUCUGCAGGAGUCUCCCUCCGGGGGCAGCGCGGAGCCAGGCUUUGGGUCUGUCCUCCCGCUGCCGCCAGGAGGCGCGGGGCCGGAGGACCCUUCCCCAUCGGUGACCCUGGCGGACAUCUACCGGGAGCUGUACGCCUUCUUCGGGGACAGCUUGGCCACCCGCUUUGGCACCGGGCAGCCCGCACCCAGCACUCCGCGGCCGCCCGGGGACAAGAAGGAGCCGGCGGCCGCCCCGGACUCGGUGCGCAAGAUGCCGCAGUUGACGGCCAACGCCAUGGUCAGCCCGCAGGGCGACGAGAGCCCCCGCGGCGGCGGCCCCGCGGCAGCCUCUGCGCCCGCCGCCUCCGAGAGCCGGCCGCUGCCGCGCGUGCACCGGGCGCGGGGGGCGCCCCGGCAGCAGGGGCCCGGCGCCGGCACCCGCGACGUCUUCCAGAAGAGCCGCUUCGCCCCGCGCGGCGCCCCCCACUUCCGUUUCAUCAUUGCUGGGCGGCAGGCCGGGAGGCGGUGCCGCGGGCGCCUCUUCCAGACGGCCUUCCCCGCGCCAUAUGGGCCCAGCCCGGCCUCGCGCUACGUACAGAAGCUGCCCAUGAUCGGCCGCACCGGCCGCCCGGCCCGCCGCUGGGCGCUCUCAGACUACUCGCUGUACCUUCCGCUUUGAAGCGGCGCGUCCCCGCCCCCUCCUCUGUAAAUAAAGCCCGGCGUCGGAA